GUUUCUUGCAUCGUUUGACUUUGUGGUGAGGCUGACGCUGAGAGACCAUACCCCGCAACCCACCCUCUCCUACAUCUUCUCCUUCCUUCCAAGUUUUAUUAAUUUAAUUCAAUUCCUUUCUUCUCUCUACGAAAUUUCUUCCAAAUCCAACCAAAACUAACUCAAUUGUUUUGGAGAAAAAACAAAACAAAAAUAAGGAAUGAGCUUCCAAGAUCUCGAGGCAGGCUCCGCCAGCGCCACCGCCAGCGCCAGGUCCCAACGCCAAGACCCAUCUCAGGCUUUGGCUUCGGGGAUUUUCCAAAUCAACACCGCCGUCUCUUCCUUCUUCCGCCUCGUCAACUCCCUUGGCACCCCCAAAGACACUCUUCAACUUCGAGAAAAACUACACAAAACAAGGAACCAUAUCGCACAAUUGGUGAAGGAGACUUCAUCCAAACUCAGGCAAGCCAGUGAAGCCGAUCACCAACAUAAUAAUCAAAUUACUACUGCCAAGAAAAUUGCGGAUGCCAAGCUAGCUAAGGAUUUUCAGUCAGUUCUGAAAGAAUUUCAGAAGGCUCAGAGACUUGCAGCUGAAAGGGAAACAACCUAUGCUCCUUCUCUUCCCAAACAACCAUUUGUAUCAACAAGUUAUUCGGUUAAUGAACCAGAGAUUUCUUAUAACACAAAUCAUGAAGAGCAGAGUCUUCUUUUUGAAUCCAAAAGAAACGAAGUGUUAUUGUUGGAUAAUGAAAUUGUAUUCAAUGAAGCCAUUAUUGAAGAAAGGGAACAAGGGAUUCAAGAAAUUCAGCAUCAGAUCGGCGAAGUGAAUGAGAUUUUCAAAGAUCUAGCUGUUCUAGUCCAUGAUCAAGGAGUAAUAAUUGACGAUAUUGGCUCCAACAUUGCCAAUUCCCAUGCUGCAACUUCACAAGCUACUCAUCAACUUGCAAAAGCAUCCAAGCUCCAGAAAUCUAGUUCUUCUCUGACAUGUUUGCUUUUGCUGAUUUUUGGAAUCAUUCUUCUGAUUGUGAUUAUAAUCGUGGUUGCUUGAGCCACAGCCAAUUUGAAUUGAAGCUCCGGAAGAAGAGGCUGCAAGUUUGGUUUAGGUUUGAGGUACCCUCGCAGAAGUUACAGAUGAUCACUUGUAUAUUAUACCUCUAAAUAUUUUUGUUUAAGAGAAAAGAUUAAAAAGCUCUGAAAUUUGAUUGAAUUUAUAUGAUAUUCAUUGCA
Messenger RNA from Humulus lupulus (European hop), 1206 nucleotides. RefSeq names its product syntaxin-22-like. The coding region runs from base 200 to 1027 and encodes 275 amino acids. Gene Ontology annotation, cellular component: SNARE complex; endomembrane system; membrane. NCBI's taxonomy places the organism in Eukaryota, Viridiplantae, Streptophyta, Magnoliopsida, Rosales, Cannabaceae. The transcript has 7 exons. Gene Ontology annotation, biological process: vesicle fusion; intracellular protein transport; vesicle-mediated transport. Gene Ontology annotation, molecular function: SNARE binding; SNAP receptor activity. The record is from RefSeq and is a predicted model, not a curated record.